GGAGAGCGUGGUCACUGCGAAACUUCAGGGCCGAUACGAUACGUCUCAUCACGUAUAAAACGCAAUCACGUCUUGCUUCCCAUGAUACCUCAUAUUGCGUGAACAUCAUCACGUCGUGACUUCCAAAAGCACAACACUAGGAGGUUAGCAUGUUUUUGCUUACCCAGUGCCAAAUUACCGAAUUCGCCCUACGUUCUUUAUUCGGAUUUUAAUAUCCAGUUAUGAAAGUGUUAAGAGCACGAAUAGAGCUGAACGUGAAAGGCGAAAGAAGCGGUUUUGUCCACGAAUAGGGAGAGGAGGGACCAGUGGUCAACAUGGGAGUCUCGGGACUCCUCCCCUUCCUCCAACGCCCCUCCCACUUGCGACAUGUCAUUACAACCCCAUGGGGCCGUUACCUCCUCCAUCAUUCACCACCACUAGACACACUGACCCACAGUCGGAGGCCUAUCCAUAACUCCCUGAACGCUCGAGGUAUGUGUGUGGAAUCCAACCUCGACAGCGCCAUGGGACUAAGUCCGCCAGAGCAGAGGCUUUUGAACAAGCUGUAUGAAGGACUCAUCUCUGGCCAGCGGGCCUCUCUCGCUGAGUCCAUUACCCUGGUGGAGACCCAGCACCCCAGGAAGAAAGAACUGGCACAGGUCCUGCUGCAGAAGGUGUUGGCCUACAGAAAGAAGCAGGAGAAAGAGAAUGGGGGGAAACCCCUGGCCUUCAGAGUGGGUCUGUCUGGCCCUCCGGGGGCUGGAAAGUCCACCUUCAUUGAGGUGGUUGGGAAGAUGCUCACAGGACAAGGACACAAAGUGUCUGUUCUGGCGGUCGACCCCUCGUCUUGCACCACAGGAGGCUCUCUAAUGGGUGACAAGACGCGUAUGACGGAGCUCUCCAGAGAUAUGAGUGCCUUUGUCAGGCCCUCCCCCACCUCCGGCACUCUGGGAGGGGUCACCAGGACGACCAAUGAGGCCAUAGUACUGUGUGAGGGGGCAGGUUAUGACAUAGUCCUGGUAGAAACUGUAGGUGUGGGCCAGUCAGAGUUUGCGGUUGCGGACAUGGUCGACAUGUUUGUUCUGCUGAUCCCGCCAGCAGGGGGCGAUGAACUACAGGGAAUCAAGAGAGGCAUCAUUGAGGUGGCGGACCUGGUGGUGGUGACCAAAGCUGACGGGGACCUGUUGGUUCCAGCCCGGAGGAUUCAGGCGGAGUACACCAGCGCUCUGAAGCUGCUCCGCAAGAAAUCCAAGUCCUGGAACCCCAAGGUAGUGCGUGUGUCAUCCCAAACAGGCGAGGGCGUCCCAGAGCUGUGGAGUAAGAUGGAGGCGUUCCGCUCGGCUGGGCUGUCCAGUGGGGACCUCCAGGCCCGGAGGAGAACACAACACAGGGUGUGGAUGUGGAGCCUGAUCCAGGAGAAUGUGAUCCGGCACUUCCAGGAGCACCCCGCCGUCAGGGGAGCUCUACCCCAGCUGGAGGACCAGGUCACCAGGGGAGCGAUCUCACCGGGACUGGCCGCCGACCUGUUAUUGAAGGCCUUCUCCUCCUCUUCGUCACUGAGACCUUGAAGCUGUAGGUGUUCGUACUGUUCUGCAUCAGAAGGGGAUGAGACCCUGGUGUGUUGUUAUUGGAUUGAUUACAAUAGUAACUGUCUCAAAGAUCACUGACCCGUAAGGACUUCACAGUCUUUUGUCCAUUCUGAACAACAGCUCAAACUAUGUCUUAAACACUGACUUGAACACUGACGCACUCAUACAAAAGUAGACAUUGCAGUUUGUACUUGAACACUUUUAAUUGAUGCAGUUUUAUUGGUUUUUGUAAUGACUUGAGUAGAAUAAAUUGUUGAACGAGU
Molecule: messenger RNA, 1831 nt
Organism: Esox lucius (northern pike)
Lineage: Eukaryota; Metazoa; Chordata; Actinopteri; Esociformes; Esocidae
Gene: mmaa
Product: metabolism of cobalamin associated A
Exons: 7
Coding region: 315-1547 (410 amino acids)
Cellular component (GO): cytoplasm
Molecular function (GO): GTPase activity; GTP binding
Source: RefSeq, a predicted model, not a curated record